AAUUGUUAACUUCGAUGUUUUGAUUCCUAAUAACUGGAAACAUAAAUUAAUAGCGUCGUUUAUAUUUUUAAAUUGACACAAAAGAAGGCUUGAAGUGAAACUUGUUACAGUACUUCCAACUAAGUCAACAGGAACGCAUGGGUGUAGGAACAAAAGUUCCGCCUCGUUUCUCACACAGGAAGAGGGAGUUAUUUUGCCGAAGGAUUCGGGAAAUAGAUCCAAAGUGUAGACCGUGGUUUCAAUCUCACUAUAUUUUAAUUAAUAUAAUGGAAUAGUAAGAUCUCAAAUGGCAACCAGGACCUACGUUUCUUUACUUAAAAGUCAGCGGGUGAACGUCUUGAGGAUAGCUGCGAGCAGGAGUUUAUGUGCAGCUCCCAACCCCCAGUCCAAAACUGAUUUCCUAAGCGGAGAACCACAUAAAAGACAUCCAGGGGUAACCCACCUCAAAACACUGCGACUGCCUGAGGAACUCGUGACAGCCGCUCGCUCAAUCAUCGACCGUGCUCAGGUGGCACAUCUUCCUGACCGCGCUCGCAAGCUGACCAACUACUUGUGGAGCAGGAAGCGAGCUGCCGAGGACUCAGUGGUGAGGAAGAAGGCUGUGAGUCUGGAGAAGGAAAUUUGGAAGAAGGCCAUAGAGAAAGGUGGAGACUUCGACGAACAAGCGGUUGCUGACCGCAUUCAGAGGGCCGUGUUGUCAGAGCUCCGGCGGACAAUUUAUCACUGGACUCCAUUAAAAUAUGACGAGGAGCUUGGUGUGGUUUACAUGGCAGCCAAGAUGGCCGCCGGCUAUGCUGCUGUGAGGAGGGCUCUUAACGAGAUAAAGAUCCGUGAUCCCUCAUUUGCUCCUCAGACCCUCCUGGAUUAUGGUUCUGGCCUGGGAACAGUAGCCUGGGCAUCUCAUGCCUGUUGGGCUGACACACUGAAGGAGCUGGUUUGUGUGGACAGCUCAGGGCCAAUGAACAUUCUGGCAGAACGACUUCUUAAAGGUGAUGACGACCACGGUGAAGCUCACAUCAAACACGUUUACUUUAGGCAGUUUCUCCCGGUGUCCCCCAUGGUGCAGUUUGACUUAGUGGCGUCGGCUUUCACGUUGUCCGAAAUCCCCAGCACGAGGGAUCGGGAAGAGGCAGUGAUCACGCUUUGGAGGAAGACUGCCACAUACUUGUUAUUGGUGGAAAAUGGCACUAAAGAAGGUCAUCAGAUACUAAUGGAGGCCCGAGACACUAUACUACAUAAAAAAGACAAAACCCUCCACGAUACCAGACCAGCUUCAGUCUUUGCUCCGUGUCCUCACGAAGCCGCGUGUCCCAAACUUGCGCUACAGUUCGUCGUGCCUUGCAACUUCCAGCAACUGUAUAUGCCACUAUACGGGCACAUCAGUCAGUCAGAGAAAUUUAGUUACCUGAUUAUGACUCGAGAGCAGCAACGCCCCGAGGCCAAAGCAUUGGUGGACUGGUCCAGGCUGAUCGCUCCCUUGCAGGCUAGAACAAGACACAUUCACUGCCGCUUGUGUCGCCCCAACGGGCAUCUGGAGCACGUGGUUGUGACUUCACACAAACAUGGACGAGAUGUGUAUCGCUGUGCCCGGAGCAGCGAGUGGGGUGACCGAAUUCCUCUACUUCAAGACGUAGACGAAGAAUCAACGAUAUGCUAAUAAAAUUUAGCAACAUACUGCUAUGGAGUUUAACUUUGCUUUAUUCCCGUUUAUUUUGAUAUUUUUCACAUUGACGCUCUCAACUCAUUAAGACAGUCACAACUGCUGAGAACACAUGUUAAGGAAGUUGGCACUCUAGUGCUAACUUACCGCUAAGUUAACGGCACAUUGAAAACAAAUAUUGGUCCAAUAAUAUAAUUGUUUUUUAAUCAUUUCAUUUAGCAUGAACAAAUGUAAACUGCAGAUUCCGCAUCAGUGGAACCAAUCAAGCUUAAGAAUUUGGCUUUGCCAUAAUUCUUGCAGUAGUUUCAAUUCUAG
Molecule: messenger RNA, 1975 nt
Organism: Corythoichthys intestinalis (scribbled pipefish)
Lineage: Eukaryota; Metazoa; Chordata; Actinopteri; Syngnathiformes; Syngnathidae
Gene: mettl17
Product: methyltransferase like 17
Exons: 13
Coding region: 287-1657 (456 amino acids)
Biological process (GO): translation
Cellular component (GO): mitochondrial small ribosomal subunit
Molecular function (GO): methyltransferase activity; structural constituent of ribosome
Source: RefSeq, a predicted model, not a curated record